AAACGCAUUUAUUUUAGAUUAACAGCAAGUCCAUAGAUACAACAGCCAUUAAACAUCAAUGAAAAGACUUUCAUUAAUAAACUGAUUUAUUUACCAUGGCAUAAGUGUCCUGUUCAAUCUAAAUUAAAUAUCUAUUUGGGAUCCUCAGCCUGCAGUGUUACCAAAGGCAUCUUCACAUUCGAACACUGCAAAAAAAGCAUUUCUAGUUCAGAUUUGCAAGAUGCAAUCUGAUAAAUAAUCAAUCCAUAUAAAAAGGACUUUGGUUACUGCUAGAUAACUAAUUAUACAGGCACAGCCUUUGUGCAUGUCUAUAGGAGAUAUUCUUUGUUAUUCUCUUUCUUCUGAACUUUGAUGCUCUUUAAAAAUAAAUCUAAUUACCUAGUGGUUAUUUACACUGCAUUUAUUUCUUCCAUCCAGAAUUCUUUUCAAAUUUAAAACCUGAAGGUCACUCUCAUUUCAGAGCAGUUUAUUAUUCAUGGAUAUUGCAAAAUUUCCAGGGAGAAAAAUUGCUUUAUUUGAAAAUUGGAAUGCAAGAAAAGAAUUGUCAAACUGCCUGCACCGGGACUGAUCCUGCAAAACGUUAUAGCAGCUCUUUUGCUAAAUAAAAACUGCAGGAUUAGGCCCAAUAUUUUUCUGUAUUAAUAACAGCAAUGUAAAAACUAUUAUUUAAAAAUCCACGUGUGUGUGUGUGACAUGCAUAUUCAUGAAUAGAUGACAGGAUAUCUGUCUUUUUUCCUAAGGGUUUUCCCCCAUGAUUUUUAUGUGCCUUAUCUGGUGAAUUUGCACAAGUAAAAUUCCCCCCAUGGACAAGACUUAGUGAUGCACUUUGUGUCCCUGUGUUUUGUUUCUAGAGGACAGAUGUUACACAGCUGCAGACCUCCUUCACCUAACGAAACAAUCUAGAGUAGCUUAUAUUUGUUACGUUGCUGACUUUUUCUUUCCAGGAGGUAUUUUUUACAGCAGGUUUAAAAGGUUUUUUCCUCUAUUGUAAUAAUCCAGUUAGAUGCACAGAUGACCUUAGAAAGAACAACCAGGUUUUGCUACUCGGGUGUCCCCAAACAAGUUGUUUGAGGCCAGGACCUCGCUGCCACAUUUAGUUUCAGGUGUUUUGAAGAAAGAUGAGAUAAUCUGGGGAUUUGCCUUCUGUAGGAGAUACUUAAUUUGGCUCUUGUGGGUUAGAAGUCUCCAUGCUGAACUGCAGCUGUGGAGGGACAGGCAGAACUUAAGGUUUUGGAGGGCAGCAGAGGAGUGGGUUCAUCCUGCUGUUUGGUGGGGUUUGUUUGUAUAUUUUUGUGUGGUUUAUUGAUUUCUUUUGGGUUUGUGUGUGUUGUUUUGUGGUUUUUUCUUUCCCCCCUUGCUGAUGGUGGAGGAGCAAACAGCAUCGCUGAAGAGUAAAGUGAGAGCAGGGGAAGGAAACGCUCUGGCGACCGAGCGCAGAUGCCUCGUAAAACCCGCUGCUGCCGGGGCUCAACAAAGCACAGCCGAGGGGAUGGUGGCCAACAACGCACCGUCAAUUAAAGGAUGUGAAGUUCACACCACAGCAAAUGUGAAGUCAGCAGUACGCACCCACAAGGUGGAAACUUCAAGCGAAACAGCGAGGAAUGGAGGUCAUUCAAAAUUAGCAGGGAAAACACAAAUCCAAGCGAUUUCCAACAUGCUUUUUCGGACUACUGAAAUACUGGAAGCGACUUAUGGACAAGAGGGCCAUAAGUCCUAAAUACCAGGGACAGGAUUUAGGGUGCUCAAGCACACUGUCAUCAGUCCUUUUGCCUUCAUCAAGAGUGUUUGUUUGUCUUGAAAGCUGCUGCAUCUCCUACAGCAUCAUCCGACGAUGCCAGGCGAUGGGAAAGGCUGGAGCCAGGGCAGCCCAUCCCUGCCCAGGGAGCAGCGCGAAGCCAAAAAGACACCUACGCAAGACCUGAAAGAACACAGAGCUCCACAAGAUGCCGAAGCGCACAAAGCAUGGGAUACUCCGGAUGCAGGUUACACCACACUGUGCUGGGGGCUGGAGAGCCAGUUGCUGUGUUGGGGAUGAGAAGGUAGAGGAGAUGGAGGUGGACGGGAACAUCGAUGAAGACAUGGAGGUGGAUCAGCAAGUGGAGAUUGACGAAGACAUGGAAGUGGAUGAGGAAGUAGAUGAAGAAAUGGAAGUGGAUGGCGAGGUGUUAGAGGAAAUGGAGGUGGACGGAUAGAUUACAUGUUGAUGAUAGGCUCGGUGCAGUGGGGUAGGGUAGACGUUAGAAGAAAGAGUUUUGUAGUUUGUGUGUUUUUAUGUAGUGUAUUUAUUUGUAGUGUGUAUUUAUUAAUAUUGUAGUGUGUAUUCAUGUUGUAUGUGUUAAGUACUGUGUUGAUUGUAUAUCGUCUGUUGAAUUUCGGAUUUUUUCUCUAAAUAGGUUUAUUUUUGUAUUUUUUUUCUGUAAAUAUAUUUAUUCGUGU
This is a messenger RNA of Columba livia (rock pigeon), 2436 nucleotides long. Its product is annotated as YTH domain-containing protein 1-like. The transcript is spliced from 6 exons. NCBI's taxonomy places the organism in Eukaryota, Metazoa, Chordata, Aves, Columbiformes, Columbidae. The coding region runs from base 1944 to 2192 and encodes 82 amino acids. The record is from RefSeq and is a predicted model, not a curated record.